This is a messenger RNA of Sphenostylis stenocarpa, 1479 nucleotides long. The record is from the annotation of a GenBank genome assembly. NCBI's taxonomy places the organism in Eukaryota, Viridiplantae, Streptophyta, Magnoliopsida, Fabales, Fabaceae.
AUGGGAGAGAACGCUAACGUAACCGUCACCGCCGAAACCAAAACCAAAACCCUUCUUUCUCUUCUAACAGAACCAGUCGAAUGGCUGAGAAUGCUCUCCUCACAGCUAAACCCUACCUUCGUGAUCGGAGUGUUCCUCAUCUACGGUUUAGGGCAAGGCCUCUCGGGCUCGCUCUUCAAGGUAGUCGCAGAUUACUACUGGAAAGACGUGCAGAAGCUUCAACCCUCCACCGUUCAACUCUACGUAGGUGUUUACUUCAUCCCCUGGGUUCUCAAACCUCUUUGGGGAAUCCUCACCGACACGUUCCCCAUCAGAGGAUACCACCGCCGACCCUACUUCGUCAUCUCCGGCGUCAUCGGCGCCGUCUCCGCCGCCACUGUCGCACUCACCGGUAACCUCGCCGCCGCCGCAGCACUGAUGUGCUUUCUCGGUGUGUCGGCGUCGCUCGCGAUCGCAGACGUCACGAUCGAUGCGUGUAUUGCCAGGAACAGCAUCGAGGUGAGGGAGCUAGCGCCGGACUUGCAAAGCCUCUGCGGAUUCUGCUCCGGCACCGGCGCGCUCAUCGGGUACCUCGCGAGUGGGUUCUUCGUGCACCGGCUUGGUCCUCAGGAGUCGCUGGGUCUCUUGGCGCUUUGUCCGACUUUGACAACUGUGCUGGGUUUUGUGAUUUAUGAAAACAGAACAAGUGGGUCGCAUAUUGAAACGAAACAGGCAGUGCUGGUGAGCGUAGGAACGACUAUUAGAAGCAUGUUCAAAACAAUUAGGUAUCCUCAAGUGUGGAAGCCUUCUCUAUUCAUGUUCCUUUCCUUGGCUUUAAAUGUGACCACUCACGAAGGACAUUUUUAUUGGUAUACCGAUUCAAAAGCUGGUCCUGCAUUCUCUCAGGAGUUUGUAGGGGUGAUAUAUGCAAUCGGUGCAGUGGCAUCAUUAAUAGGGGUUUUAAUCUACCACAAGGUUCUAAAAGACUACGCAUUCCGAGACCUAGUGUUUUAUGCACAACUCUUUUAUGGCAUAUCUGGUGUGCUGGACCUGAUUUUCAUCCUCCGUUGGAAUUUGGUUAUUGGAAUCCCUGACUACAUCUUUGUCGUCAUUGAAGAAAGUGCUACAAGAAUCACAGGCAAAAUCAGAUGGAUGCCCAUGAUGGUGCUGAGCACCCAGUUGUGCCCUUUAGGCAUUGAGGGCACAUUUUUUGCUCUCUUAAUGUGCAUUGAUAGCACUGGUGCCCUCUUAUCCAGAUGGGGUGGAGGGUUGCUUCUUCGUCUCCUCCACAUCACCAGAACUGACUUCACAAACCUUUGGCUGGCUGUUCUCAUAAGGGACAUGCUUAGGUUUGCUAUACUUGCUUUGGUUUUUCUUGUCCCUAGAACAGGUCAAUAUGAGGAACUGCUUCCUUCCGAUACUCCAGAAAAUUACCCGAGUUAUGAGGUACCUGAAGAGAAUUUGGAGCUUGUCCCCAUCAGUAGCAAGAUCGAAGUUUAG